ACCAAAACUCAAAAUCUACCAGAGAAAAAUCCCAUAACCAAACACCCUCUUCUUCUUGUUCUACUUCUCCUCCUCUUUCUCUCUUCCUGCAACGAUAAUGGAGACCAAGCUUGAUAAUCAAGAAGACUUCAUUUUCCGAUCCAAGCUUCCAGAUAUCUAUAUCCCAAACCACCUGCCUCUCCACACUUAUUGCUUUGAAAACAUUUCUCAGUUUAAAGACAAUCCCUGCUUAAUCAAUGGCGCCACCGGCGAAAUCUACACUUAUGCAGACGUUGAACUCACAUCACGUAAAGUCGCCGCAGGUCUCGACAAGUUAGGUAUCCAACAGGGAGAUGUUAUAAUGCUUUUACUCCAAAACUCGCCGGAAUUUGUUUUCGCAUUUCUCGGCGCUUCCUUUCGCGGCGCCAUUAGUACAACCGCAAAUCCAUUUUACACUCCAGCGGAGAUAAAGAAGCAAUUGACGGCAUCAAAGGCGCAAUUGGUGAUAACACAAGCUGUUUAUGCAGAGAAAGUAAAACAAUUCGCUAAAGACAGUGAUAUCAAGGUAAUGACAAUAGAUUCCCCGCCGGAAGAUUGUUUACAUUUCUCAGAAUUAACAAGCUGCGAUGAAAACGAUAUUCCCACCGUUAAAAUUAACUCCGACGAUGUCGUGGCUCUUCCUUAUUCGUCAGGAACUACCGGCUUUCCUAAAGGCGUUAUGCUAACGCAUAAAGGAUUAGUCACUAGCGUAGCUCAACAAGUUGACGGAGAGAAUCCGAAUCUUUAUUUUCAUGAGAAAGACGUGAUUCUUUGUCUACUGCCAUUAUUCCAUAUUUACUCUCUUAAUUCAGUUUUGCUCUGCGGAUUAAGAGUUGGAGCUGCCAUUUUAAUCAUGCAAAAAUUUGAAAUUAAUUCAUUAAUGGAGCUUGUAACAAAAUAUAAGGUGACAAUAGCUCCGUUUGUGCCUCCGAUCGUCUUGGCCAUCGCAAAAAGUCCGGUUGUCGAUAAGUAUGACCUUUCGUCGAUCCGGACGGUGAUGUCCGGUGCAGCUCCGAUGGGGAAGGAGCUUGAGGAUGCUGUUAGAGCUAAGCUGCCUAAUGCUAAACUUGGACAGGGCUAUGGUAUGACAGAAGCAGGACCAGUGCUAUCGAUGUGCCUGGCAUUUGCAAAGGAGCCUUUCGAGAUAAAAUCCGGUGCUUGUGGAACCGUCGUCAGAAACGCCGAGAUGAAGAUCGUGGAUCCUGAUACCGGCAACUCGCUGCCUCGAAAUCAAGCCGGAGAGAUUUGCAUUAGGGGUAGCCAAAUCAUGAAAGGCUAUCUAAAUGACCCAGAGGCAACAGAGAGGACUAUAGACAAAGAUGGAUGGCUGCAUACAGGUGACGUUGGAUACAUUGAUGAUGAUGAUGAGCUAUUCAUCGUUGAUCGUUUAAAAGAAUUGAUCAAGUACAAAGGAUUCCAAGUGGCCCCCGCCGAACUAGAAGCAAUGUUGAUCGCCCAUCCUAACAUUUCUGAUGCUGCUGUCGUACCCAUGAAAGAUGAGGCUGCAGGAGAGAUUCCUGUUGCAUUUGUGGUUAGAUCAAACGGUUCCAAGAUCACAGAGGAUGAAAUUAAACAAUACAUUUCAAAACAGGUUAUAUUUUACAAGAGAAUCAGUAAGGUAUUUUUCACAGAUGCAAUUCCUAAAGCUCCCUCAGGCAAAAUUUUGAGAAAAGACCUUAGAGCAAGGCUUGCGGAUGGUCCUCCCAAUUAGUCCCCACUAUCUGAAUCUUUUGCCUAAUUGCCCUUCAAAAAGAGUAAUCUAAUUCUCAAGCCGUAACUCUUCCAAUGCAAAAAUGGAGAAGAGCUUUACCUUUAUUAUUUGUGUAUAUGAUAUUUCGAUAAAUUGUACUUUUAUGCAAGUGCGAUGUUUAUGUUCCGUUUAUUAAUUUCCUGUCCAGAAAAUGGAACUAUUAAUUUAAUCUAAACAAUACUACUAUUUUAAUCUUCA
Jatropha curcas is the source of this 1966-nucleotide messenger RNA. Its product is annotated as 4-coumarate:CoA ligase 1. The record is from RefSeq and is a predicted model, not a curated record. Gene Ontology annotation, molecular function: CoA-ligase activity. Lineage: Eukaryota; Viridiplantae; Streptophyta; Magnoliopsida; Malpighiales; Euphorbiaceae.